UGUCCACUCUCACAUUCUUCCCCCUUCCACUGCGGCGACUCCUCCUUCACCACAAGUCCACGACCUGAGUUCAAUCGGUGAGGCGAAGGCGAAGCAAAGCAACCAGAGUCCACUUCCACCGCGGCGAGGCGAAGCAAAGUGGAGCAACCAGAGUUCAAGCGGCGCUCCUUCUUCCCACUUCCACCUGCGGCAAGUCCUCCUUCCCCACGAGUCCACGACCAGCGGCGCUGCGGCGGUUUCCGUCAAGCUCGGUUUGAAUUCUAUUCAUUGUGUUAGCAACCUCGAUCUUAAAAUGUCAAAUUCAGAGUCUUGCACUCAAGACUUAGGGAGCAAUCAGCCAAUCGACGAUAAUAUACUUGAAGAUAUUGAAAUUGAAGAACCAGGGCUUGAGAGAGAGGAAGAGGGAGAGGAAAUAGUGCCGUCGGCAUCAAAAAAGCGUAAACAAGUAGUAAGAUCGGCUAUAUGGCAAAAAUUUGAUAAAGUGUUUGAAGAUUCAAUUCAAAAAGGGAAAUGUAAACUGUGUGGAGAAACGAUAGCUGCUGAUCCGAAGCACAAUGGCACAUCUGCUAUGUGGAAGCAUCAUGCUUCAUGUUUGAAGAAAAAUGAAGCGAAAAAGAAUCAAACACCAUUCAGCCAAGAUGAAUUGCGGCAAGACAUCCAAGAAAGGGGCAGAUACGCAUUGUGCAGGAUGAUUGUUCUUGAUGAACAACCAUUCAGAUUGGUGGAACGAGAGGGAUUUCGUUUAUUCUGCCGUGAUAAGGUACCAAACUUUAAUAUCCCGAGCAGAUACACGGUAAGAUCGGAUUGUGUGAAGAUGUUUCUAGAGGAGAGAGAACUAGUGAAAGUGGUUUUCUCUAGACCAAGCAUGAGUAGAGUAUCAAUCACCACCGACUGUUGGACUGGAGUCAAUAACACAAGCUUUAUUUGUGUUACAUCACAUUUCAUCGACAAGGAAUGGAGCCUGCACAAGAAAAUAAUCAACUUCUUUGACAUUACUAGUCAUGAGGGGAUGACAUUGCUAAGGUGUUGAUAAAGACCCUUACGAACUGGGGCAUUCAGAGGCUUCUUUGUUGCACCAUGGAUAAUGCUAAAAACAAUGGUGUAGCAAUCAAGGAAAUGAAGUCCACCUUCAAUGCAAGAGGCAUGCUUGUUGCCAAAGGGCAAUAUUUUCAUCAGAGGUGUGUUGCACACAUACUUAACUUGAUUGUCGAAGAGGGCAUGAAACAAAUAGGCAUGGGUGUUGUACGAGUUAGGGAAGCCGUGAAAUGGAUAAGGGGUUCAUCCAUAAGGUCUAAAGACUUCAAGGAUAUUGUCAAGGUAUGUAAGGUGGAUACCAAAAAAUUCUUGUGUCAAGAUGUACCUACUAGAUGGAACUCGACUUACUAAAUGCUCGAGGCGGCAUUGCCAUAUGAGCCGGCUAUGAAGCUAUACAACAACGUCACUCCCCAGUUUGGUAGGGAUUUGAGAAACCUGAAACACAAGGACCUCACAGUUGGCGUACCUGGAGAAGAAGAUUGGAUUGAAGUGAGGAAUAUGUGUAGUUUUCUUCGAUCGUUUUAUGCUUUGACUCGUCUCGUCUCAGGCACCACGUAUGCCAUAUCACAUUCAUUUUUAAUGGAGAUGUGUGACAUAUUCCUUAUCAUAAAAAUGUUGGAGGAUGAUGAAGAUGCUGAGAUUAGAUACAUGGCCAAGAAGAUGAUGGAAAACUUUGGUAAGUAUUGGUUGGAGGGAGAUGAGCUUAAUCCAAACAUGAACAAAAUUUUGUAUAUUGCUGCAAUGCUAGAUCCUAGACAAAAGAUGAAGCAUGUGCAACAUUGUUUGAAGACGUUGUACGGUGAAGCACGGGGAAAUGAGUUGGCAGAGGAGUUGAGAAAGUCAGUCUUUGACUUAUUUGAGUUGUACAAGAAAGAAUUCACUCCAGUGGCUGACCAAACACAACCACGAACAACUUCAGCUAGCCAAAUGUCGAGUAGAUCGACUAAUCUGCGAUUUCUUAGUAAAAGUUCUUGUAACAUUCUCUGUGUUGCUAGUGAGGAUGAUGAUGAUGAAGAUGGAAGCUCAGAGCUCUCUCGUUACUUCGCAGAGAGGCAAUACCCGGCCAAUGAAGAUGUUGAUUUUGACAUUCUUAUGUGGUGGAAGACAUAUGGUAUUUCCUAUCCUAUUCUAUCUGAGAUGGCUAAGCUAUUCCUAUAUCAAGCGUAGCUUCUGAGUCGGCAUUCAGCAUGGGGAGGCGUGUGCUGUCGACAUUUAGAAACUCUUUGGCACCCGAAAUGGUAGAAGCUUUGAUAUGCUCCAAGGAUUGGUUGAGGUCUAGUUCUAGUUAUGCAGAUCUCAUGGAAGAAGAAGGAGAACCAAUACCAUUUAUGCAAAAGCAAUACCAUGAAAUGAUGGGGGAAUAGAGAUGUCAAGUGGGCCGGGCCGACCCAACCCAGUCCGGCCCAGGCCCGGUAUGAGCCAGCCCGGGACCGGCCCACUAGCGAAAUGAAGCGGGCUUGGGCUAGGCUGAUUAGAUUAAUUGGGUUCCAAGUGUGCCUUUUUAUGAACCCAUACCCGGCCCGGGCCUAGAACCGGCCCUGGCCCGGACCAGGCCCGUCAGAAUCUAAAUUUUGCUGGUAUAUACUUUGUUUUAUAGUUGGCUCUUUCAAUAGACUUGUUUAUGCA
Molecule: messenger RNA, 2661 nt
Organism: Salvia hispanica
Lineage: Eukaryota; Viridiplantae; Streptophyta; Magnoliopsida; Lamiales; Lamiaceae
Source: RefSeq, a predicted model, not a curated record